CUGGCUGAAGAGCUGCAUCCUGUAUCAUAUGUUAAUGAAGUUAAUGGUGGAGCUCCGGUGACAGCUGGCUGCUGAAGACCAAUCAGAGAGCUCGCAGAUGGAAGGCAGUAUGUUUGAGGCUCUGCAGGCAGGAGGUGUUUGAAGAACCAUGUCAGCUCCUCCAGUGAUGUAAAGAAGGAUCGCUUUCGCUUUUAUUCGAUUUUCGCCUCCCAAACGGUUGUGAACAUGCACAUUGUAACUUAUAACCGCGGAAAACUUUUUGUCACGAGAAAUGCAUUGGACAUAAGUGUGGAUUUGCUCCAGCUUUUUCUCGCUGUCCGACAGAACUCAUGAAAGCCUCUUCAGAGCGACGGGUUUAUGGACUCGCGUAUUAGCUAAUGAUGUCUGUGGGUUUCAUGCCUGACAGUUUGAAUGCCUCAGAUCCCUCCAAAUCGGCAUUUUUAGAGUUUGGCCACGGACAUCCGGCACAUCAGCAGCACUCCCCCGGACUCUCUCACAUUUACCCCGUCCAUGGCUUGCAUGCUGCUGGGCAUUCCCAGCACGAAAGUCCUUUUCCUGCCAGCGCGUCCUAUGGCCGAUCUUUGGGCUACGCCUACCCCGGCGCGAUGAACACUCAUCCCCAGUCUGCCUACAUGACCUACCAGCACAACAAUCACAGCAACAGCAGCAGUCUGGCCCACAGCAGAUUAGAACAGACAGAUCGCGACAAGUCCACGAUCAUUGACAGCAGAGAUAUUCGUCUAAAUGGCAAGGUGAAGAAAAUCCGGAAGCCUCGGACCAUCUACUCUAGCCUGCAGCUGCAGGCUCUGCACCAGCGCUUCCAGCAGACCCAGUAUCUGGCCUUACCGGAGCGCGCCGACCUGGCGGCAAAACUGGGGCUCACCCAGACUCAGGUGAAAAUAUGGUUUCAGAAUAAGCGGUCCAAGUAUAAAAAGAUCAUGAAGCAUUCCAGCGGAUCAGAGGGGGAACAUCUCCACAGCACCAACUCCAUCUCUCCCUGCUCGCCCGGGUUGCCUCAGCUUUGGGAGGUCUCCAUGGCGAACAAAGGAGCACCAAUGCACCCAAACAAUUACAUGAACAGUUUUGGUCACUGGUAUCCAAACCACCAUCCGCAUCAGGACGCGAUGCCCAGGCAUCAGAUGAUGUGAGUGGAUUGUUUUUCGUGUCGUGCAGGCCAAGUGCGCGGCCUUUGAGCGCACUCAGGCUACACUGAACUCGCCCUGUAGGCCUCCUCCCAGUCACAGCCGACAGAACUGAAACGUGUGUUUAAUAGAACUUGUUCAUAUUCAUUGUAUUUCGUGUGUGUUUUAAAUGUUUUUUUUCUCUCUCUUGACUAUCCGCAAAAUUCGACCGGGCAUCAAACAUAUUUUUUAGAUUUGUUAUAAUGUCACUGCAACUUCUGUUGCACGGCCACAGCUCACUGAAAUGUGGACUUAGUGUGUGUGUGCAGUUUAAUAAGAGACUCUGGAUAAAGGCUUUUUUUAA
Messenger RNA from Thunnus maccoyii (southern bluefin tuna), 1485 nucleotides. RefSeq names its product distal-less homeobox 4b (gene dlx4b). Lineage: Eukaryota; Metazoa; Chordata; Actinopteri; Scombriformes; Scombridae. Gene Ontology annotation, biological process: negative regulation of transcription by RNA polymerase II; embryo development; cell differentiation. Gene Ontology annotation, molecular function: RNA polymerase II cis-regulatory region sequence-specific DNA binding; DNA-binding transcription factor activity, RNA polymerase II-specific. The record is from RefSeq and is a predicted model, not a curated record. The coding region runs from base 378 to 1148 and encodes 256 amino acids. The transcript has 3 exons.